This is a messenger RNA of Candoia aspera, 3928 nucleotides long. It is a transcript of the gene PPP3CA, whose product is annotated as protein phosphatase 3 catalytic subunit alpha. Gene Ontology annotation, biological process: calcineurin-NFAT signaling cascade. Bases 786 to 2351 code for a protein of 521 amino acids. The transcript is spliced from 14 exons. Gene Ontology annotation, molecular function: calmodulin-dependent protein phosphatase activity; calmodulin binding. Gene Ontology annotation, cellular component: cytosol; cytoplasm; calcineurin complex. NCBI's taxonomy places the organism in Eukaryota, Metazoa, Chordata, Lepidosauria, Squamata, Candoiidae. The record is from RefSeq and is a predicted model, not a curated record.
CUGGUGGCAGCGAACACCUGGGAAGAAGGGCAGCGGCGCUGGAAGGGGCGGGCUGCCUUGACAGUGAUUGGCAGUCGGGCUCCCACCAAUAGUUGCGGAGCUAGCGUUUUGGCAAGGGAGGCGGGCGGCGCGAGAGGAAAGCUUACACAGGCUAGGGUAGGGUGCGCCUUGGGCUGAGCGGCGCUCUAGUGGCUGGGGUUGCGUGAGUGAAAGGAGAGACCCUGCGAAAGGGGUGGCGGCAGUGAAAGAGGGAGACGACGCCGAAGAGGAGGCGGCGGCGGAGGAGGCGGAGGAGGAGGAGGGCAGGGCGCAGCCCGAAGCUUGUACAGUGGCGGCAGCGGCAGCUCGUCUCCUAUGCUGUCGUGGACUGAUGCGUUUCCCCCCAGUUCUUGCAGCCUGCUUAACCUUCCGAUCCUCGCUCUGCGCGCCGUGACUGAGCUCGCCUUUCCUUGACUGCAAUUACUUUCCUCGGCCCAUAUUUCUAAUAAGAGGGAGGCGUGAUUGACAUAUCGAGGGGUAAGGGGAAAAAAAUCCGGAGGAGGAGCGGUGGCGGUGGCAGCAAAAGCAGGAAAGCGAAGCGAAGGAGGAGGGAAGACUGGACGCGGUAGAGCAGCGGCAGAAAGGCGUGAAGUUGAACCGCUCCUGAAGUCGGGGCGAGACGCAGCCGAUCGCUUGGCCGGUUUCGCUGCUGCAAACGCCGCCGCCGCCUUCAGCUUUGUGUCUGGUGAGGCAGAAGAGAGCGAGCCUCCGCCACCUUCCUCUCCUCCUCUCUCAGGUUGCUGGAAAUGUCUGAACACAAGGCGCUAGAUCCGAAGUUAUCCACGACGGAGAGGGUGGUGAAAGCUGUCCCAUUUCCUCCAAGCCAUCGGCUCACAGCGAAGGAAGUGUUUGACAAUGAUGGAAAACCCCGAGUGGAUAUCCUAAAGGCACACCUUAUGAAGGAAGGAAGGCUGGAAGAAAGUGUUGCUUUGAGAAUAAUAACAGAGGGUGCUUCGAUUCUCCGCCAGGAAAAAAAUUUGCUGGAUAUAGAUGCCCCAGUCACUGUUUGCGGGGACAUCCAUGGACAAUUCUUUGACUUGAUGAAGCUGUUUGAAGUAGGAGGUUCUCCUGCCAACACACGAUACCUUUUUCUAGGGGACUAUGUUGACAGAGGAUACUUCAGUAUUGAAUGUGUGCUUUAUUUGUGGGCCUUGAAAAUUCUUUAUCCCAAAACACUGUUUUUACUGCGUGGGAAUCAUGAAUGUAGACAUUUAACAGAGUAUUUCACAUUUAAACAAGAAUGUAAAAUAAAGUAUUCAGAACGUGUGUAUGACGCCUGCAUGGAUGCCUUCGACUGCCUUCCCUUGGCUGCUCUGAUGAACCAACAGUUUCUAUGUGUGCAUGGUGGCCUGUCUCCUGAGAUCAAUACUUUAGAUGACAUCAGAAAAUUAGAUCGAUUCAAGGAACCACCUGCAUAUGGACCUAUGUGUGACAUCCUCUGGUCAGAUCCACUAGAGGACUUUGGAAAUGAGAAGACUCAGGAACAUUUCACUCACAACACAGUCAGAGGGUGUUCAUACUUCUACAGUUACCCUGCUGUAUGUGACUUCCUACAGCACAAUAACUUAUUAUCUAUACUCCGAGCUCAUGAAGCCCAAGAUGCUGGGUAUCGUAUGUACAGGAAAAGCCAGACAACAGGCUUCCCAUCACUAAUUACAAUUUUUUCAGCACCAAACUAUCUAGAUGUAUACAAUAACAAAGCUGCAGUAUUGAAAUAUGAAAACAAUGUUAUGAAUAUCAGACAGUUUAAUUGUUCUCCUCAUCCAUACUGGCUUCCAAAUUUCAUGGACGUUUUCACUUGGUCUUUGCCAUUUGUGGGAGAAAAAGUAACAGAGAUGCUGGUCAACGUGCUGAACAUUUGCUCAGAUGAUGAACUUGGAACAGAGGAAGAUGGUUUUGAUGGAGCCACGGCUGCAGCUCGAAAAGAAGUUAUACGGAACAAGAUCCGGGCAAUAGGCAAAAUGGCUCGAGUGUUCUCUGUCCUGAGGGAAGAGAGUGAGAGUGUGCUGACGCUGAAAGGGUUGACCCCAACAGGAAUGCUGCCCAGCGGAGUGCUCUCUGGAGGAAAACAAACUCUGCAAAGUGCUACUGUUGAGGCUAUUGAGGCUGAUGAAGCUAUCAAAGGAUUCUCGCCGCAGCAUAAGAUAACAAGCUUUGAAGAAGCCAAAGGCUUGGACCGGAUCAAUGAGAGGAUGCCCCCACGCAGGGAUGCCAUGCCUUCUGAUGCCAACCUGAAUUCCAUCAACAAGGGAAUCUCUUCAGAGACGAACGGCACCGACAGCAAUGGCAGUAACAGCAGCAAUAUUCAGUGACCCUUUCUGACUUGCAGGGAUUUUUUUUUUGUUUUUGAGCAGGGCAUCUUGGGACUGCUGCUCAACAGCAGUUGGAUUUUCUUGCCUCUGACAGUAGCUUACCUGCUCUGGGGCCAGAUGUUGGAUUCAGUUUACAAUAUCAUCUAAGAAGAGAUAGUAAACUUUAUUUUAGUGGGGUGGGGGUGGAGGUGGAACACCUCCUUGGACAUGCCUUUAAAAUGCUUGUAGAGAAAUAAAUGAAAGCUAAUGCUGGUCUAUAUUGCAAAGUUAGGGGAAUGAACAUGUUUUCCUAUUGCAUUGGAAACCUCUAGAUAUGUUAACUGAAAGGCCUUUAAUAUUAUGUUACUGGACAUGACAACUUUGUCUGAUUUCUUACUAACUAUUGUACGUUUACAGUUGCAGCACUAUACAUGGACAACAUCCAAACCAUUUUUAACAGAGUGAUGUACAAACUAAAUAAGGAGACUAUUUAUUGAUAAUGUUUUGCUACUCUUGUCAGACGAUGGCUAUCUAAAACAAAAAAUUAGGCAAUCUUUUAAAAAUAUAUAAAAGAAAAAAAGAAUGUUGCAAAUUUGUUAAAAAUGCCAAAAAAAGACAAUUUAAUUUUGUACACAUUAUGCUUACCUCAGGUUUCUUUAGUGUGCUUGAAUACCCUUCUUUAAUUAUAACAUUUACCUUAAUUAAUUUGGCAGUGAGAAAUCGUUUUCAUUUCUGUUUUUAAGGAAAAAAAACUGGAAUAAUGAUUCCCUUUUUUUCUUUUACUUGUUUCAGUUUAUAUUUAGGAUUUUUUUUUUCUUUUUUCUUCUUUUCUUUUCUUUUUUUGGUAAAUCAAGUCUUGGUUGUGGCUUGCUGAAUUUAAAUAUUUAUGAGUGGUGCAUUUUUAAGUAUAGUGAACAAGACACCAUAUUAAGUGCAGUGAAAGCAUCUAUAUUCUGUAAAAAAUCUGCCUAUGCAUGUUUUUUAAGAAAAAAAAAUUGGCUGUAUAGGCCUGUAUGGGACUGUAAUGCGCUUAGUGGUCUGACUUAUACUGGAAAUGUAUGUAUACUGGCGUACUUUAUAUUCUCUAAAAAGAAAAUGCUAAUGCCUUUGAAAUUUUGUAAUCAAAAAAAGCUUUGAAAAAAUCUAAGGGGGAGAGUAUUCUUAAAAGUUUUUAAUAUAAGCUUGUCAGUGCACAUAUAGAUGGUUAGCAUGUUUAGCAAACCUUGUGAAAUUUAAACUAAGUUUGUAGUUACAUGUGAAACUAAAUGCAUGAGAACUGUUAACGUCAUGAUGAGUUAGUCAUUUUGUUACGUUCUGUCAUGUGCCACAAAAUGUGUGAUUUUUUUCACUUUUUUUCCCUUUAUAUAUCAGUUACGGGUUACAACUGGUUCAGUCUUAAAGGAGGAGGAAAAAACAACAAAACAGUCCACUGAUAUUUUUUAUCAAUUGUAUAAGUGCCCAAGUAAUUCACUACAGCCUACAGCCUUGCCUUUGUAAUUUGACUUAUGAAAUGUUGGCAAUCAAAGCAUGCACUUGUAACAAUGAAAAAAAAAAGCAUUUUAUAUUACUACUCAAUAAAAAUGUGCAUGAACCCAGAA